AUGCUGCUUCAAAUGCUAGCUGCAAUAUGCGUCGUGCCGGGACUGUUCAACACACAGCAGUUACAGGCAGCGGCUGAUGUGACGACCCCGGCAGGGCGGGUAGCCGGGCUGGAGUUGGACGUGCUCGGGACGACAGUUCACGCCUUCCUGGGAAUCCCGUUCGCACAGCCGCCAGUCGGAGAACGGCGGUUCAAACUGGCCGAGCCCAUGGAGCCAUGGGACGGGAUAUACAACGCAACAAGAAUACCUUAUGCAUGCAGCCAAGACAGAGAAGUAGUUAAUGAUCAAAGUGACCUAUGGGGACUGAACGCGCCGAAGAGCGAGGACUGCCUGUACCUGAACGUGUGGCAGCCAACCCCCGCCCCCACCGGGGCCGCCGUGCUCGUCUGGAUAUACGGGGGAUCCUUCGAGUGGGGAUCCUCGUCGCUACCCACCUACGACGGAAGAUACCUCGCUGCCACAGAGGGAGUUCUCGUGGUCUCCUUUAACUACCGGGUCAGUGCGUUAGGCUUCCUCUACACUGGUACGCCUGACGCGCCAGGCAACGUCGGUCUGACAGACCAGGUCCUGGCGCUGACGUGGGUACAGGACAACAUCGCGGCUUUCGGAGGUGAUCCCGCAAGGGUGACUCUGUUCGGCGAAAGCGCCGGCGGAGUCAGUAUCGGGUACCACCUGAUAUCUCCCGGUAGCAGGGACCUCUUCAGCCGCGCGAUACUGCAGAGCGGGACCGCCCUGAAUCCCUGGGGGUACAACUCCGAAGCUGUCGCAUACGAGAAAACAGUGGCCUUUGCCAACCACUUGGGAUGUCCGACAGAACAAGGCUCGACCGGAAUGCUGGCCUGUCUUCGAGAUAAGGACGCUCAGCAACUUGUUGAUACUUCAGCCGUGGGAUACGCAACGAUCCUCCCUGUUGUAGAUGGAAGUUUCCUGCCGGAAAGCCCACCGGUUGCCUAUCAGAAUGGGGCGUUCAAAAAAGCAGACCUCCUCCUCGGUUCUAAUGAAGAUGAAGGCGUCUAUUUCCUCAUUAGCAACCAAUAUCCCGGCUUUAGUAAUGACACAGAAAGCCUGAUCACCAAGGACCAGUUUCUACAGUGUAUUCGCUACGCUAUUCCAGUACUAAACGAGUUCGGUGUUGACGCCGUCGCCUUCCAAUACACUGACUGGGAACGUCUAGACCAAGACACCAUGUACCGCGACGCAAUGGAUGAUCUUUACGGUGGUUACAUCUUCGUCUGCCCUGAUGUCAACACCGGGCGUGCCCAUCUACGGAAUGGAGCCACGUCCUACAUGUACCGGUUCUCCCACCGCCCCUCCGCCUCCCCCUACCCGGCCUGGGUGGGCGCCAUUCACGGCGAGGAGGUGCCGUUCGUGUUCGGCCUGCCUCUGGAUCCUGUCUACGGGUUCACCCAGGAGGAGAAACAGCUGGCUCGCAGGAUGAUGCGGCACUGGGCCAACUUUGCCAGAACAGGAGAUCCAAACAACAACAACGAGAGUGGUUGGAGCGCCUUCAACACGACCCAUGGCGGGUACAUGGUGCUUGAUGCGUCGCAGCCCCGGAUGCUGACCGGCCCGAGCACAAGGAACUGUGCUUUCUUGGACAACUACUUGAAGCCUCUAUCAAACAAGACAGAUGCUUUGAUGAAUGAUGUCCCGUGUGCCUCCGCAUCAGGAGUACCGUUCCACACCCGCCCAGGGAUUGUGGGGAGCAAUCUGACAGCUUGUGUGCUGGUUAUCUUGCUCGUCAUACAGUCAACACUAGUAUUUGAGUUCCUCCAGCUUUGA
Molecule: messenger RNA, 1782 nt
Organism: Branchiostoma floridae (Florida lancelet)
Lineage: Eukaryota; Metazoa; Chordata; Leptocardii; Amphioxiformes; Branchiostomatidae
Product: cholinesterase 2-like
Exons: 5
Coding region: 1-1782 (593 amino acids)
Biological process (GO): choline metabolic process; acetylcholine catabolic process
Cellular component (GO): plasma membrane
Molecular function (GO): acetylcholinesterase activity
Source: RefSeq, a predicted model, not a curated record